CUCUCUCCCAGAGCCGACGUCCAACAGCCCAACCGACGCGAGGUCUCCGCCGCCCGACACCUCCUCCUCGCUUAGCCCUCCCCCGGAUGCUACCACCCCCAGCCACGCGAUGGCCGUGCCAGACGAUCCCCCAGGACACCCCGCGCCCAAUGGCCGUGCCCGAGACGUGGAGAAGCCCGGUGAGCAGCACGCCACGGCAAGCGAAAUGGAGGGGGCAUCCCGUCAGUCUACUCCUCUCAGCGAAUUGUCCUCAGCUCCAGAAACUGCUCCAGACGACGAGGUCCCCAACAGCGACGGCCUUGCGCGCACUCUCGACGGCGACGCGACCAGCGCCAAGCCCGGUGGUGGUGGAGGUGGUGCGUCCGCGGCCACAAAAGACGGCAACUCUGCCUCGCAACAGCAAACUUUCUCGUCCCCGGCCUCCCAGGCGCCUUCAAAUACCAAUGCGGACGGCUCGACGGCCGCAGGCGGCGACCAGAGCGCGGAUGGUACUAUGAUCCCCAAAAUGGCGUUAGGCCAGCACUUCGGUCAGUUGUCGCUACCGGACCGCACCCCUUCCAGUCAAGCGUUGUCCAGGGCAUCCUCGCAUGAUCCUAAAGUGGUCAGCAUAUUGGAACUCAAUUCGCUAUUACUUAGAGUCUCUAUGGAGUACCAAGCACGAGGUGUGCCGAUGACCGAACCAGGUUUUCACCAAUAUUCAUUAAGACUGCAGUCAAAUCUCACAUGGCUUGCAGCCGCGGCGGACGAUAGCCAUAAAGUCAGCCCAAACCUUGUUGCGCUCCCCAUCAUGCAGCCUCCUCCUAUCGUCGAGUUCUCUGAGAUGGAGCGUAUAGUCCAGAUUUACCGCGAGCUUCCCACCGUCUUUGCAAAGGAGAUCGCCCGUCGACAGCAGCAGGGCAUGAACGGGAAUGCUAAGCGGGAACGGACCGAGGAACCUGGCCCGGACAACCUCCACAAGCGUCGAGAUACAGGCGAGACCAAGGCUCCGACCACGCCCUUCAUCACCCCAGGUCCGUCAACACCACAUCCGCCGUCACAGCCCAUGCAGCCGGUGAUGAACCCCAUGGCGAACCUGUCUGCCGGACCGGUCCCGCGCAUGGGCAGCCCGGCUAUGCCGCCCCCGCCGGUGCCUCCAGGUGCGAUGGGCGCGAACGAGGCCCAGCUGGCCGCGAUGCGUGCGCGGCAGCAGAUGCGCAUGGCGGCGAUGCAGCAGCAACCGGACGGUCGCCAGAUGUCUCCCCCUUCGGGCAUGAUGGGGAUGGGGAUGGGGAGCAUGCAGAACGUCGCGGGGCCGUCGUCGAUGGCGAACGUGCCCCAGCAGCUCACGCCCCAGCAGAUGGCGGCGCUGCAGGCGAUGGGCCCGCAGGCGGUGCAGAACUUCCAGGCGUUGCAGACCCCGGGGCACCCGUUCGUGCAGUAUCUGACGCAGCAGAUGCCCGGGUUCCCGCAGCUGCCGCUCCAGGAGAAGCUGCAGAAGAUGCAGAUGGCGCAGCAAAUGUUGCAGGCCCGCCAACAGCAGCGGAACGCCCAGGCGCAGGGGGGUGGUGCGAUGGGCGCCUUCCCCCAAGGGGGCAUGCAGGGCGGUCUGACGCCUCAGCAUACUGGCGACGGCAGCCCGUCGAGGAUGUCGCCGGUGUCGCAGUCGCCUAUGCAGCCGUCGUUCCCCCAGAACGCACCUGGCGACCCACGGUCCAUGAUGACGCCGCAGCAGCAACAGGUCCUCGCGAGCAUGAAUCCCCAGCAGCGGCAGCUGUACCUCAUGCAGCAGCAGAUGCUGCGCGGCGGGCAGCAGGUGGGCGGCGGGAUGAACCCGCAGAUGAUGAACCCCCAGCAGGUCAUGCAGGAGCGCAUGCGGAUAGAGCAGCAGCGGCUAGCCCAGGCGCAGGCACAGGCCGCCGCCUCGGGACACGUCUCCCCGCCGAACGCCAUGGGCUCCCCGAUGGUCGACGGCCCCCAGUUCCCUGCGCUGCGCUCAAACCCGGGCAUGCCGGGGAUCGCGCGGAGCACGCGGACGCCGUCGGACUCGAACCCCUCGCCGGUGUCGGGCCAGCGCAUGUCGAUGUCCGGCCAGAGCCCCGAGGACCAGCAGCGCGCGAUGAUGAUGCAGCAGGCGCAGGUGCAGCAGCGGGGGAUGGCCCCACAGCAGCAGCAGAUGCAGGCCGGCUUCGGGAACGGGAACCCGAUGGCGAACCAGGCGUACGCCGCGCACAUGCAGCAGAUGGGCAUGGGUGCGCAGAACCCGAACCCGUACGGGAUGGGCUCGCCGCCGGGCUCCGCGGGGGGCGCGCCGUCGCCUGCGGCAGGCGGGCAGAUGUACGGGGGCAUGGGGGGACAGGGAUUCCCGGGGGCGGGUGGAGGCGGGGGCGGGCCGUUCAUGGCGCCGUCGCCGUCGGCGAGCCAGCACGACGGGAUGACGCCGGGGCGGCAGACGAGCGCGACGCCUGCGCCUCAUCCGCAGAUGGGCGGCGCGAACCCGGGGGGCGACCAGGCGGGGCUGAGCGAGCUCGACUUCUUCAACUGGGGCCAGUGAUCCCGAGUCUGCGUCGGUCGGUCGUGGUUUGCCUUUCGAUCUGUUCUUCCGCCCUGUGCGUAGUUGUGUCUGUUGCUCGCCGGAUCUCCCGCGCCCGCUCCUCUGCUGUUCGUCGUUUAUGCCGUCGUGCUGGGACUUCUCUGUCUUCUAUGCUUACGUCGUUCGCUAUCCGCUAAGUACUACUACUAUUAUCUUAACAGGCACCCUACGCACCUCCCACGCCCCGCCUAUGCGCUGCGGUCCGUCUAUCCCCAUCUCCAUCCCCGUCGCCAUCCCCGCUAUCAGUCCUCGCGUCGUCUUGUAUACUUUGGCUCUGCCCGUCGUCCUCCCUUCCCGCUAUCCUCCUUACUCUGGGCCGACCGCCCUGCCUUCGGUCUGUCUGUAUCGUACUUAGGGGCCGAUCUGUCGUAGUAUUUCUCUCGAAGCUAUGGAUACAUCCCUGUUGUAAACUGUCGCUGACUCUGUGGGGUUGGGGAUGGCUGGCAGAGUCGUUGCGAUUCAUCUGCUGUCGAUGAAGGGCCAUGGCUUUCGUAGGACCGUUGAGUUGCUUAUCACCGGCCGCGGGAUCAUGUGUGGUGCGGUGGGCGUGCGACAUGUCGAUUCCUCCGAUCCUCAACGGACUUCGCGAAGCCCAGGUGUCUUGCGGGUUGGGUGAGAGCAGUGCUCGAGGCACAUAUCAUGACUCGACUCGAUCAAUAUGAUUGUCAUCGUCAUGAUCAUCCGAAUAUUGGCAAUCGUGGACAUGGGUGGCGGGACGAUCUC
This is a messenger RNA of Dichomitus squalens LYAD-421 SS1, 3292 nucleotides long. RefSeq lists its product as uncharacterized. NCBI's taxonomy places the organism in Eukaryota, Fungi, Basidiomycota, Agaricomycetes, Polyporales, Polyporaceae. The transcript has 6 exons. The record is from RefSeq and is a predicted model, not a curated record. The coding region runs from base 110 to 2530 and encodes 806 amino acids.